This is a messenger RNA of Trichomonas vaginalis G3, 379 nucleotides long. RefSeq lists its product as uncharacterized. NCBI's taxonomy places the organism in Eukaryota, Parabasalia, Trichomonadida, Trichomonadidae. The transcript has a single exon. The record is from RefSeq and is a predicted model, not a curated record. The annotation marks the transcript as partial.
AUACAGGAAAUUCUUGAGUUUUGGAUGAACGAAUACGGUGGAGCCAAAAGUGGCUCGACCUCAAAACAAGCAUUUUAUGAGCUUACUAAGGGUGUUAUAAAUGAAUUCAAAGGUAUUUACAUACAUCCUGACCUCGUUCAUUUUGUUGCUGAAUGGUGCUCUGUAAAGUAUGCAUUUUAUGUCAAAGAUAUUAUGGACUCCAUAGACAAGAAAGUUCAUGAGAAAUUAGAUGAAGAAGAACUUGAAGAUACAGUAGAGAAUGCUAAACCUUUGUUUGAAGAAGAAGUUGGAAAAAUGUGCGAAAAACAAUUAGAACAUGAACGUGAGUUAUGUUAUGGUUAUAGAGAUUCUCCAUACGAACUAGACCAAUGGGAACAAG